UUUACCAUUCUUCUUUGCUUCGGGGGCUCACGUAUACCUAACUAACCAACUGAUUAUUUCCAUUUCACUUCGGCAAACACACACUCAAAUGGGCGGGGGUUUCAUUCCGGAUGGGUUGCGAGAAUCAUUUACCAAAAAACAGGGAGUUUGAGCGUUUCAAUAUCUGGAGUGUCGUUAUAAGUGGUUACUUCUUUAUUACUUUCUUAUUUCUAUUCUUUACCUCAUAUCUUAUUUCUAGCUUUUGCCGUAUAUUCUCUUUUAUCUCCAAAUCUUAUCCUCAUUGCCAUGAGCAUAUAAUUUCAGUUUAGUCUAGACGGAUGGGAAGUAAAGGUAUAAUAUAAUCAAAUAAGAGAAUGG
This is a messenger RNA of Aspergillus welwitschiae, 357 nucleotides long. RefSeq lists its product as uncharacterized. Lineage: Eukaryota; Fungi; Ascomycota; Eurotiomycetes; Eurotiales; Aspergillaceae. The transcript has a single exon. The record is from RefSeq and is a predicted model, not a curated record. The coding region runs from base 111 to 308 and encodes 65 amino acids.